UUCCGCGGGUGGUUGUGGAAAAUGGAACGGUCGCGCCUGUACAAGAAUCAGGAUAAAAAUGAGUUGAGGAGACGAAGAGUGGAUCAGUCCGUUGAAUUAAGGCGCGCCAAAAAGGAUGAGCAGUUACAGAAGCGUCGCAACAUUCUGUUGAGUGAGCUGGACGAGACUUCUCCGCUUCGAGAAAAACAGGUAAGGUUGAUAUACAAUGAAGAAACCCGGUUUAAUGCCAUUACACUUUGCCGGAAGGCCCUGUCACGGGCGAAAAAUCCUCCGAUUGAUGAGCUUUACUCGCGUGGUGCCGUGGACAUCCUGGUGGAUGCAAUUGACUCAAAUGAUUCACUUGUGUUCGAAGCGACGUGGGCCCUGACUAAUAUUGCGUCAGGAGAAAGCAGGCAUACUUCAGCGGUUGUUGAGAGCGGUGCGGUCCCCAAGUUCAUCAUGCUUCUUAGCCAUCCGGCCAUAAACGUUGCCGAGCAGAGCGUUUGGGCACUGGGGAACAUUGCAGGAGAUGGCUCUAAAUGCCGGGAUCUUGUGAUUAUAAUUCAUCAUUUCGUUGUCAACCCUUUCAGGCUCCUUGAGCGGGUUUGGGAUAUGCCAUGCGUUGUGUGCAAUAUUGCUUGGGUUCUGUCCAACCUUUGCCGCAACCGUGAUCCUCCACCACCACAUAGCAUCAUCAAAACGAUGCUGCCGGUUUUCAAACGGCUUUUGCAGUACGAUCGGAGUAAAGAGGUGGUUAUGGAUACGGCAUGGGCAUUAGCCUACGCAAGCGAUGCCGUUAAUGAUGCAAUUAGCGAUAUACUUGAAAGUGGUUGCUUGCCCUCUCUCCUUCGACUUUUGUCUUCAGACACACCUUCUCUCAUCUCACCUUCGCUUCGCGCAGUGGGGAACCUGGUAAUAGGUGAUGAUGUACAAACCCAAGCUGUAAUUGACGCCGGUCUUUUGCCAUAUGUGCUUCCGUUAUUAAACAAUGAAAAAUCUUCGAUAGUCAAGGAAACCUGUUGGAUGGUGAGCAAUCUAACUGCUGGCAGUGUCGAUCAGAUCCAGGCAGUCAUCAAUCAUAACAUAAUCCCAACUGUUUUGGAGAUAAUGCAUAAGUUUCGGACGCAGAAGGAGGCCUGUUGGAUUAUCAAUAAUAUGGUCAACGGUGGUUCAGCUGAACAGUGCGCUUAUUUGUUGAAUCAACGGGUUAUACCUGCGUUAUGCAAUUUACUGACAGUUUCGGAAGCGAAGAUUAUAGUUAUGGUUCUAGAAACUAUCAAGAGACUCUUUGAAGUAACCGUAAAUCCAAUCAUGCCUGAGAGAUCAGCGGUAGAAGCUAGACAAAGCUCAGUCUCACGAAGCCAGCUGCUUCGGCACCUGGCUUCCUUUGUAUAUCCACACCCACCCCUGAAGAGGUCAAUCCAACAAAUAAACACGGUGAGGGGCAGUUUACCAGACAAAAAGUCCUGCUAG
Molecule: messenger RNA, 1452 nt
Organism: Echinostoma caproni
Lineage: Eukaryota; Metazoa; Platyhelminthes; Trematoda; Plagiorchiida; Echinostomatidae
Source: the annotation of a GenBank genome assembly